Messenger RNA from Erpetoichthys calabaricus (reedfish), 5385 nucleotides. RefSeq lists its product as uncharacterized. Gene Ontology annotation, biological process: regulation of DNA-templated transcription; circadian rhythm. Gene Ontology annotation, molecular function: DNA binding; DNA-binding transcription factor activity. The coding region runs from base 812 to 2464 and encodes 550 amino acids. The transcript has 2 exons. The record is from RefSeq and is a predicted model, not a curated record. Lineage: Eukaryota; Metazoa; Chordata; Cladistia; Polypteriformes; Polypteridae. Gene Ontology annotation, cellular component: nucleus.
GGAAGGGAGGGAGAGAGAGAGAGAGAGAGAGGGAGAGAGAGAGAGAGAAAGUGGAAACGUGACUAGGCACUCAAAGAGGGCUGUUAUGCAACGAAUGACCUACUAACAUACAUUCAGGAGGGAAACUGGAGCAAGCCGCGAAACAUAACAUGAGGAUCUGAGACGAAAUAGUAAAAGGACGAGUGGGGCACCGGAGUGCAGGCAGCGCGACGGACAUCUCGACAUACGCGAGAGACACGCAGCGAUCGCUGGACAGCUCGAGACGAGCCUCCGCAGUGGGAAAGCAGGUGCGCAGCAGGCUUCUUUCUCGACACUCGCGUCCAUUCUUGGCUCUUCUGACUGGAAGUUCGAUGAAUCGGGAGGAUCGCUCCUUCAGCUCUCACACACGAAGCAGACAGGUGGCAGCCUUUCCAAAGCUGGAGUUGCGUCCAAAGACGAGGAAUCCUGGAAUGUCUUGGGACUGCUGAACCCGGCAGGCAAGAUCCAGAAUCUUCUCCCAUCCCCAGAGGUCGUCCUGUGCCCACCGGCUUCUCACUGUCUGCUGACUUUGUGGAAUUUCCAUCUCCUGCUACUCAAAACUUGACUCUCAGUUCACCAAAGACGAGACCCCUUAGUAUGUCAGCUAAGUGCCCGACUGCUUUAUCUGGCACGGGUCACCCACCGUUUUUUGUUAACCUUGUGACCUAAGCCUCCCACGUCCCAAAAAAAAAAAAAAACCCACAAAAUCGGUUGUUUCGGUGAACGUUUUUUUUCCCCCCGGAUCUUCAAUGUCAGCUGAACCGCACCAAGUAAUGCUGGCAGCUACGGGAGAAUGGAAAGCCUAACACCGCCAUUGGUCACGAUUUCAGAAAGUUUCACUGCCUUUGAUGACGACCUCGCCUCCCCUCAACCCCCAAGACUCCUGAAAACCAAGCUUAACAUGACCUGCCGACGCAAGCGAGAGUUCAUCUCGGAGGAGAAGAAGGACGCCUCCUACUGGGAGAAGAGGCGCAAGAACAACGAGGCGGCCAAGCGCUCCCGGGAGAAGCGGCGCCUCAAUGACAUGGUCCUGGAGAACCGCGUGUUGGCUCUCAACGAGGAGAAUGUGCGGCUGAAGACGGAACUGCUGCAGCUGAAGCUUCGCUUCGGGCUCAUCAGCACGGCGUCCUACGUGGAGAAAAGCCAGCAGAUCAGCGGCAACGCGGUCAACCAUUACUUCUCGGGCGGCUACUCCAGCGGCUCCCAGGUGAUGCUCAAUUCGGAUUCCUCGGAGGCGGAGCAGUCAGUCCGGGGGCGGGGCAACAACACGUUGGCGAAAUACUCGCCGCGAGGCUCCCUUUCCGAUAUGUCGGACGGCUCUUCCAGGGACAGCCCCGAGCCCAUGAACUAUGAGGUCAAGCAUGACGACUCGCACAUGGACAUCUCCUGCCUGGACGCGGACACUUCACCGAUGAUAUUCCGGAACAUGAACUCUAAACCCAAUCACGAACUGGAAAUGGCGCUAGACUUCAACGACAAGCAGGAUGGCGCACUUCCCUCUAUUGUGGCGCCCUCUAGAGGUGUGAUCCUGUACAGGAGCAGUGGCAGCUCCUACCUUGUGGACAGCCAGGCACUGCUGGACUCAGAGAAACAGCCACGACUGGCACCACUGGGGGGAGGCCCACUCAAGCCAGACAUCCCAGACCAACUCUCGGAAGAAGCUGCUCAGCCGGAAGAGAUGGAACCCAAGCCUCCCUCUCCUUAUAAGACGUUAGUGAUGGACGCGCACCAGUAUCGGGAGCAUCCACAUCUCCCCCCGAGCUCGUUUGCUCCGGAUCUGGUGAAGACCGGAUGCGGUGACCACCAAGAGGCGUGUUCUCCGGCCUAUGAUCAUUGCUAUCAUAGCUCCCAAGAUGAAGAACCGCCAGUCCUCACCUUCGAAGGCAGGAGGCAUUCGGACGUCUACUUACACGAGAGCUUAACCAAAGAUAGCUCCUCCACCGAUGGGGAUGUGAGGAGUUCAGAUAAGGAGACGUCUGCCGAUGAAGAUUCACCGUCGUUCUCCUCCUCCUCCUCGUCUUCCGAAUCUGGAGGAUACCACGGGCUCUUAGCCCAGUCGCUCUCACCCACAGUGGUGGCACCAGCUCUGCUUGGCUCCGCCGAAGGUCAGGUGGAGGUCAAAGCUACCGCCCUACCGCACAAGUUGCGCCUGAAGUACCGGGCGCUAAGCAACAGCGGGGGCAGCCCACCCGAGUUGUCGGUAGCGUUACCACAGCACCCUUACCUAGCACUUACUCACGUCAGCCCGCCAUCUGCUCUUGAGAAGGACAGUCCCAGCAGAUGCCAGGUCUAUGAACACAUGCCCAUCAUGCCCACCAGGGACCCUAACGGCUUCUGUAAAGUCAGGGCUCCAGAGUCACCACAGGGGGACAUAAAGUACUGUGAGGGGAACUCAUCGAAGGAUUUCGAGAGGCGGGCUGCUUGUCGGAACAAGCGGCGUGACUGAGCAGGGAGAUGGCGGAGUCGGCAGGAUCAACCGACCACUUGGCCAAAAAAAAGCCCCGCUGGCUCAACAGUUGAGGUGGCCCGGGUGACUUGGCGAGCUGACCCCAUAAGCACUUAGGGAGGAAGUGCAGUGACAGAGAAUGGAACUCCAUUGGGAUUCGGGGAGAAGUGGAGGUGGGGGAAAUGGGGGAAGCCGAAUCUUGAUUCUUCUUCUUCUUCUUCUCCUUCUUCUCCUUUGUCAUUGUUAUUCGUUUAUGACUGGCAAGUUCAAUGGGGCCACCAACUGGACUUUUGUUGCUGGAGACAUUUCUUCAACCAAAGAACCACCCCACAACUCCACCCCCACUGCGCCGGCUUCCAUAUCCCAUUGGGACGCCGCAAGAACCUUCUUCCACGUCUCUUUUUUUAUGGAGCACUUGGACUGUAAAUGAGUGUGAAAUAUUAUAGAACAUACGAUAUAUACAAAUUUUAUUUUAUGGAACAGAUACCACACACAUAUAUACUGUAUGCAUUUGGGUGGAGGCAUCACCUGGGCACAGUCAGUCUUGCACCUUUGUCAGCUGAGUGACCCCAAGCCACUGUCUUUGUUUGCCACUUUCUGGUGGGACUCCCAGCCACCCGAAAUGGCUGCAAACUGCUUCAUUCCAGCACAAUAAAACGGUUCCAACUUUUUCCAAGAGCCUUUGUGUGGACCAUCCCGAGGUACCAAAAAAAACAAAAAAACGCCUUUUUCCACUACGGCCCACCGACUGCCCUUACGUUUGCUCAUUGGGUUCUCAUCGUCCCCGUUUUCAUGCACAUUUGCCACACUGGCACUGACGAUAUGUGGACCUGGAAGCAAGUCAUUGUGACUUGGGUGUAUAUAGCGCCUUUCACAGGUCAUAAUGGAGGAGACCAAAACUGAACAGCAUGCCACCACAUUUUUCAGCCUGGCGUGGCAUUGCAGGCUGGCAUAGCGGGCAGCGCCGCCGUCUUCUGUGGUUUAGAGAUCGAAUCUUGAUCGGAAUUUGUGAUGCUUGUAAUGAACAUCCUGCCAGUGUGACUUGGUGUGGGCCAGCAAAGCGUGGGCCGCACUUCAUUUUGGUGGGCAGGCAGGCAAAUAGAGGUUGAGUGCAUUCGGGUGCCAUAGUGGAAAAAGGACUUCAAGGUUUGUGUAUAUCAAGUCCAAGUAAAACGUCGAUGGGUGCUAAAAGUGUCUGUCCGAUGCCAUGCUACUCACCGUUGGGUCCAGGGAAAGGGGCAAAGGAAUUCUUCAUGGUUGAUGUUUGUUUGUCGUUUUUAAUUCCUCUUUGUGGUUGUACUUGGAUUUGCCUCUAGGGGGCACACCACUAUAUCUCAACCCUUUUAGGUGUCCCUUUUUUUUUUUUUUGGUUUUAUGCUUUUGAUUUCAGGGGUACCCCACCCCCAAUAUCCCACACAACCCCUCACCGGAACCCCCCCCCCCCAACAAAAUACUUUGGUUGUAUGCUCAGUUCACAAAAGAUCCUUUUUUUCUUUGUUUUUGAAGUGAGGACAAUAGCAAUUUCAACAAGCUGCUUUUCUGCGUUUAAAGCACUUUAACAUUUUCUGCUUCAUUUUUAAAGCAGUGACAAUCUUUAAAUAAUAAAAAAUAAAAGAAAUUAAAAAAAAAAAGAAAUAUGAAAGAACCCGUCCUCGAAAAGUGACAGCAGAUUUUGCAGAGCCACCCAAAGCUUUCUAAACGUGGAAAUAUAAAAAGUCAGUUAGCCCUUUGAUUGCUGGUGAAUUCCACCUCUUCAGCUUGGGCCCGUCCCAUUAAGUGACACCCCCACACCCUCACUUGGAACCAGAGCCACAUGCUGGCCCAAAUAGAUCCUCACACCCCUUACUGGGCAAGCGUGAGAAUUCACUGUGGAUACGGAGAUGGGGGACACUGGCAAGAUCCGUCAAAGUCCAACGGCUGACAGCCACCACCAUGAUGUCCUCUUCCCUCCUUGGUAUUCUCAGCUCUCCUGGUCUUCAUUUGAGCCACCUAAAGGGCGGUCAUUCCACCUGAUAUACUGUAGCACCUUUCAUACUGAGCGAUGUCACCAUGCCCAUCUAUUAGAGUCACGUCUGAGGAGGACUUGGCCUGUCAGUCUUCAUAUGAGCGCAAUCCCAAAUUUAUUGCAAUGUAUCCGUCAGUCUGCACCUUAUAUAGCGACUUUCACAGAGAGCACUUAGUACGGUUAUAUUUGAGGAGGACGCGACCCGUCAGCCUAUCCUAUAUAGCAGCCUUCUUCCGAGCACAAUCACAACGUCCUUUAUUACAAAUAAAGGAGAGCUGGUCAGUCAGUCUGCAUCUUAUAUAGCACCUUGCACCGCCAGCGCUGGCCCACUUAAAGGGGACUCAGGCAGUCAUUAUAAUGUGGGACCUUUCACAGGGGGCACCAUCACAACACCCUUUAUUACAACUGUAGAGGAGCUUGGUCAGUCACACUAGGUCUUAUAUAACGCCUUUCACUCUGAGCACUCGCACAAUGUCUUUAUGAUCGUUAUAUUUGAAUUGCCCUCGACUGGCUGCUCUGUCUUCUAUUGCACUUUUUAUAGUGAACUGCAUCACACCGCACUUAAUUACAAUUAAAGGGGAAUCGUUAGUCCAUCUUUAUUUUAAAUAACACCUUUCAUAGUAAGCAAUAUCACAGGCCUUUAUUACAGUUCCAGCUGAACUCGGCCCUUCUCUCUAUUUCAUGUAAUGCCCUUUGCAGUGAGCACUUAAAUACGACACCCUUUAUUACAAUAAAUUCUACUUAUCUAUCCGUCUAUUGUGGUCGCCUCAUAAAAUGUGUGGCCCCCAUUAAUCAGGUUCGUUUCUGUCUGGUUCAGCAAUAUUCCUGAGUACCACCGAAAGGAAAUUAAUUGGGCAGUCUUUAUUAUAGAGGGUCAGUUCCUAAAGUUCCUGUCCGCUAAACACUUUACCCCCCC